This is a messenger RNA of Corapipo altera (White-ruffed manakin), 2652 nucleotides long. RefSeq names its product copine 7 (gene CPNE7). Gene Ontology annotation, cellular component: plasma membrane. Lineage: Eukaryota; Metazoa; Chordata; Aves; Passeriformes; Pipridae. Bases 392 to 2188 code for a protein of 598 amino acids. Gene Ontology annotation, biological process: cellular response to calcium ion. The transcript is spliced from 16 exons. The record is from RefSeq and is a predicted model, not a curated record. Gene Ontology annotation, molecular function: calcium-dependent phospholipid binding.
GCUGGGAAUGGGGCAGGGCUCCGCUCCCAAACUGCAGCUUGAGUCAGUUGUGUGGAGGUGGCAACGGCAGCAGCUCCGACUGGCACACCGGCACGGCUGGCACACCGGCACGGCUGGCACACCGGCUCCCCUUGGCACACCGACCCCAGCCCUUGCCCGACCGCCUGCAGAGCCCAGGCCACCAGCACCCAGGGUCCCACGGAGCCAUCCUGACUGGACCCAGCCACCCUGCCCCAGAGGAGGUUGUGGGGUCCCUCCAACCCCCGGAGCACCCCACCCCUGUGCUGCCCCCAGGAACCUCCCUGACACCGCGGGGCACCAAGCCCCGGGCAUGACGAUCACCUGCCCAGCCCCCUGACGGCACUGAAGGCAGCGGCCGCCCUCGGCCCUGAUGCCAUUCGCCCACGGGGCUGCGUGCCCCCCGGCCCGGCCGGCUGCCCCCCGUGCCCCAGCUGGCAUGGGUGCUGUGCCCGAGCUGUGUUCGCAGGCCCCGCUGGCCGUACUCUCCAAGGUGGAGCUGCGGGUCAGCUGUAAACACCUCCUGGACCGAGACACCCUCAACAAGUCAGACCCCUGCGUCCUGCUCCUGAUGCAGUCCCAGGGCCAGUGGAUGGAGGUGGAUCGCAGCGAGGUGAUCAAGAGCAACCUGAACCCCGUGUUUGCCAAGAUCUUCACGGUCGAUUACUACUUCGAGGAGGUACAGAAGCUGCGGUUCGAGGUGUACGACAGCCAUGGCCACGCUGGCGUGGGCACGCACGACGAUGACUUCCUGGGGGGCAUGGAGUGCACUGUGGGGCAGAUCGUGGCGCAGAAACGGGUGACGAAGCCGCUGUUCCUCAAGUACGGGAAGUUCGCAGGCAAGUCCACGAUCACGAUCAUCUCUGAGGAGAUUUCAGGGAACAAUGGCUACGUGGAGCUCGCCUUCCGUGCCAAGAAACUGGAUGACAAGGACCUCUUCAGCAAGUCAGAUCCCUUCCUGGAGAUCUACCGCAUCGACGACGACCGCAGCGAGCAGCUCGUGUACCGCACUGAGGUGGUGAAGAACAACCUGAGCCCUGUCUGGGAGCCCUUCAAGGUGUCUCUCAACUCACUCUGCAGCUGUGAGGAGAAGAGGAAGCUGAGGGGUGUGGUAUGGGACUACGAUUCACGGGGCAAACACGACUUCAUCGGGGAGUUCUUCACCACCUUUGAGGAGAUGCAGAAGGCGAUGGGGGAGAACAAGGUGCAGUGGGACUGCAUGAACCCCAAGUACAAGAUCAAGAAGCGCAACUACAAGAACUCGGGGGUCGUGGUGUUGCUGGACCUGAAGAUCCACAGGGUCUACUCCUUCCUGGACUACAUCAUGGGUGGCUGCCAGAUCCACUUCACGGUUGCCAUCGACUUCACAGCCUCCAAUGGGGACCCCCGAAACAGCUGCUCCCUGCACUACAUCAACCCCUACCAGCCCAACGAGUACCUCAAGGCGCUGGUUGCUGUGGGUGAGAUCUGCCAGGACUAUGACAGCGAUAAGAAAUUCUCAGCUCUGGGCUUUGGUGCCAGGAUCCCCCCCAAGUAUGAGGUUUCCCACGACUUCGCCAUCAACUUCAACCCUGACAACGAUGAGUGUGAGGGUAAGUCCAGCUCUAGCAGGGUCCAGUCCAUGGCCAGGGUGUCCCUUCUCACUUCUCACACCCCCGCAGGCAUCCAGGGUGUUGUGGAGUCCUAUCAGAGCUGCCUGCCGAAAAUCCAGCUCUACGGCCCCACCAACGUGGCUCCCAUCAUCACCAAGGUGGCUCGUGUGGCGGCCAAUGAGGAGCGGACCAAGGAAGCAUCGCAAUACUUCAUCCUGCUGAUCCUGACGGACGGGGUGGUGACAGACAUGGCAGACACGCGGGAGGCCAUUGUCCGGGCCUCCUACCUGCCCAUGUCCAUCAUCAUCGUCGGGGUAGGCAACGCCGACUUCACCGACAUGCAGAUCCUGGACGGCGACGACGGUGUCCUGCGCUCCCCCAAGGGCGAGCCCGUCCUGCGCGACAUCGUCCAGUUCGUGCCCUUCCGCGAGUUCAAGAACGCGUCACCCACAGCCCUGGCGAAGUGCGUGCUGGCAGAGGUGCCCAAGCAGGUGGUGGAGUACUACAGCUACAAGGCGUUCCCCCCGCGCUGCCCCCGGCCCCCCACCCCCGACUCCAGCCUUGGCUCCCCGCAGUGAGAGACCCUCACUGCCCCCAACCCAGCCUCAGUUUCCCCCAGUGAGGAACUCCCAGCCCCCACUCCACCUUCAGCUCCCCUAGUUAGAGAUCCCCAGUGCCCUCAGCCCCAGCACUGGGUCGCCUCAGUGAGGGACCCCCGACCCCAGUCUUGGCUACCCCCAGUGAGGAUCCCCUGCUCCCCCCGGUGUGGCACAGGGACAGACGGGGUCCCCGUGAGUCCCAGCCCUGCCACAGCCCCCUCGGCUGGGACACGGGGUAGGUCCCGGCCCCCUGGUGCUGGACACCCUCUGCACUGCUCCGGGGUCCCCAGCAGGCACUGCCCACUUCUGGAGUUCUGUGCCCUGCAGCCUGUUCCCACUCCAUCCCUACUGUCCCCUUGGUCCUCUUGGUCCCCGCUUCUCUGUCACUAUGAUGUUUGGAGGCUGCAUGACUCCCACAAUAAAGCAAGACCCCUGUGCCCAUC